Scomber scombrus (Atlantic mackerel) is the source of this 992-nucleotide messenger RNA. It is a transcript of the gene mrpl43, whose product is annotated as mitochondrial ribosomal protein L43. The record is from RefSeq and is a predicted model, not a curated record. NCBI's taxonomy places the organism in Eukaryota, Metazoa, Chordata, Actinopteri, Scombriformes, Scombridae. Gene Ontology annotation, cellular component: mitochondrial large ribosomal subunit. Gene Ontology annotation, molecular function: structural constituent of ribosome. The transcript has 3 exons. The coding region runs from base 148 to 597 and encodes 149 amino acids. Gene Ontology annotation, biological process: mitochondrial translation.
ACUAGCAUACCCGUGUUUCCGCUGCCCUCUCUGCGGCUGUUUGUUAUUUAACGGGUUUAACGGUUUGUUCAGUUGUUUUUUGGUCCCAACGGUUCUAACGUUAAACGCGUCGCUAGGUAACAGUUGGGUAACCAUUAGGUAUAUAAGAUGACGUCCAGAGCGACGCAGAGCCGCUUCCUCCAGAGCGUCCUUCAGAACGGGGUCGGUCGCUAUGUCUGCCAGCUGAAGAGGAUCUCCAUCAUCUUCUCCAAAAAGGCUCAGAGCUCCUUAGGAAUCAGGGAUUUUAUUGAGGAGGGAGUCGUGGAUUACGCCAAAAAGAACCCAGCAACUGUUGUGUACGUGUCUCCUAAGUCCUGCAGGAUCCCCAAAAUAGUGGCAGAAUACUUAAACGGUAACGUGAGGGAAGAGAUCGUCACGAGUAAAACGUCUCAGCAGGUCUCGGAGCUUCUGACCAAGCUGACCAAUCAGUCGGGUCUGGACGUCAUCCGCAUCCGGAAACCCUUCCACACGGACAGCCCCAGCAUCCAGGGCCAGUGGCACCCUUUCACCAACCGGCCCCCGUCCAUCGGCCCCAUCAGACCACAGAGCGCAGAGUAAAGACUGGACAAUAGAAAAUCACUGCUUAAUAUGAAUCACUUUAGCAAAAUGUGUCCUUUUUUGUGACGCUGUUAAAGUGAUUUAAAUCAAAUCAUAUAUCAUGUUUUUUUUUUUUUUACAGCAUUUAGGUUGGAAAUGUCCCUUUAUUGACUGGAUAUCUGAAUAUUUUCUACUGAGCUCUUCUGUGUGACGGUGGCAGCUCUGAAUGUCACAUAAUAAAAAAAAAAAAAGACUUAACAUGAAAACACCAGAGGCUUCGUCAGCUGGCAUACAAAAAAAAGAAGCAGAUCACUGUUUUUUAUAGUCUCAAGGCUGUUUGAAGAUUCGUGUUCAAGUUCAAGUGCAGCGCUGCUCAUCACAUGGAAGUUUAUGUGAAAUAAAAAGAAAAAAGCAAA